Messenger RNA from Bursaphelenchus okinawaensis, 11442 nucleotides. Lineage: Eukaryota; Metazoa; Nematoda; Chromadorea; Rhabditida; Aphelenchoididae. The record is from the annotation of a GenBank genome assembly.
AUGACUGAUCAAUUGGAUAUUCCCAAAGUGGCCACAUCGCUUUCGCUGGACUCGUCUGGCCUGAAAAUGGAAAGCGGCCACGAAUCCAUGUGCUCAGUGAACCCAAAUCACAAUGACGAAAUGUAUGUGGAGGCACGGAGAGAUCGUUGUUGUUAUAGGUAAGUACAUUCCUAACCCAAGCCUAGUCCAAGCUUAGCCCUAGCCCUAGCGCUAGCCCUAGCCUCAGCCCUAGGUUAGCCGAAGCCUAGUCCACGGUUAGCCCAAGCCUAGCCCAAGCUUGGCUCAAGCCUAGUCCAAGCCUAGCUAUAGCCCAGAGCCCUAGGUUUAACCCUAGUCCAAGUCUAUCCCAAGCCUAGCCUUAACCUUAACUUUAGCCGAGUAGUAGCCUAAACCAAGCCCUAGCCGUUUUCCUAGCCCAAGCCUGGCUCAAGCCUAGUUCAAACCUAGCUCAAGCCUAGCCUAAGCCUUAGUCCUAGCUUCAGACCUAGCCCAAUCCCUAGCUCUAUAUUUAGCCUAUUAGGAGCUUAGCUCAAGACUAACCCAAGCCUAACCCUAAAAAAACUUUUUAAAUCUACCCUACUUUAGCCAAUUUUAGCCAGUAUCAUAUCUACAAAAACUGUCCUCAAUAUUUUUAAAAUUUGAAAAACGUCUCCCCCCCCCUUUUUCCCAUCCCCCCGCCAUAACUUAAUAAUGCACUCUAAGCUGGCUGAAUAAUUUAUUAUGAUUUGCAAAUUACUUAUUUUGCAAGACUUUUCGAAUUCCUUUACCCUUCUUAUUUCUCCACUCCCACAGGCCACACGAAUGCGAGAGAGUGUUCAGAGAAAGAGAGGGAACGGAACGGGGGGCGGCGUUCCUCAUUCCUCUAUCCCUUUCCCUUUGUUUGAACUUUAAACACUGGCAAAAACGCCAAAAAUUGAUCGGCCUAGCCUUGGGGAUUCGCUGGGAGUGGGUUUUUGGGUUGGGCGGGGUAAAAAUGUAGGUUUAAUUGAAUAAUUCUCGGGAAAAAAUGAGAUUUUUAGGAAUUUUUUGGCAGAAGAAAGCUGAAACAAGAGCUGUAUUUUCAACAAAAAGUUAAGUUAUUAACCAUGCCGGCUAGAGAUUGAGUUUGAGCUAAUAGUAAGACUAGAGCUUAGGCUCUGGGAUAAGGCUUUGGGCUAGGGCUCUGGGCUAAGGCUCUGGGCUAGGGAUCUGAACUAGGGCUCUGGGCUAGACCUCUGUGCUAGGGCUCGAGCUAAGGCUAUGGCUCUGGGCUAGGCUUAAUACUGUUGAUUUUUUGAAAAAUUUAGAAGACACCAGGAGUUCAACUGAUGGGCAUUGUCUGAUAAUUUAUGAGUUUUUUUUUCUGAUUUGGCGAUUUUCGAAACAAAAGAAACAUUGACGUGGGCUAAUCGUAUAAGUGGUGGUUUUGGCGGAUUAUAAAUUGGUUACGUACUUUCAUGCCUUUAGGGUUGAAUUUCAAAAAAAAGUUUUUGUUUGGGUUCUUCGAAAUAAAAAAUUUUAAAAUGUUUUUACUUUACCAUGCCCUAUGUUACACUACCGUAACUUACUACCAGAUCCAAUUUUGUUCUGUCCUACCUUACCCUACCUUGCCUUGCCUUACCAUACCUAAAAUUUUACAAAAAUCCAAAAAUCACACUGCUUUAAAUCUUUUAAAAAAGUCUUGUCGCUCUUUGUCAAGCUUUUGCAGCUUAAAAAGUGACAAAACUUUUUAAACACUAUUUUUGUUAUGUUUCUUUUGCAAGUUUCCUAUCAUUUAAUUAUACCUUAAGUUAAAUUUGUUUUUUAAAUCACGUACAUGUUAAACUAUAAUUAAAUUAUACCAUAAUUUCGUGCACCUGACAAAGCAACCUACCUUUACUUCUUUGAUUGGAUGUUAAACUUUGAACAUUCGUCAGUGCUUUUCAAGUGGCUAAAUUUAAGAAUUGACGGCUUCUGAAGCUUCAGAAAACGUAUUUUUUUAAGAUUUAUAAGUUUUGCCUAAUACUCUGCUUUAUAGCUUGCGUUAAUGGCCAAAAAUCUUCACCUAAGUCUACUACAACAUAAAAAAGUCAACGUUUUAAAAGAAAUUUUAUAAAAAAAACCUUGAAAUACUAAAAGGUAAACUUACUUUCUUACCGGAAACUCCAUCGAAUUUAAUAUUCCCGUUCAUUUUCUUACCAAAAAAAUUUUUUUUGAGUUUCAAACGCGAGAAGUUUCCGCCUUCUGGCAUUGCGCACCACUUGUCAUUCUCUCACCGGAUUCUCGGGCAUUUUCCACAUCAUUCUCGUUUCUUCUGACUCGCUGUUUUUUCCAAAACUUUGAGGGUUUUAUACUUUUUAGAUGAUGGAUAUUGGCCAGGUUCUUGAUAAUUGACUUUGAAGUUAGAUUUUUAGAAGGUUUUAGGGGUUUUGAGUAAUAUGUGGUAUUUUAUAACGAUGUAUUGGUGGAAGAUAAUGUUGUUAUGUUUGAUUAGAUUGUUGUUGAUGUUAUAGCAUAAACAUUGAUAGGUUUUAAACGAAAGUGUUGGGAUUUGCAAAGGAUUUUGAAAAGUUUUUAGAUAUUGAUGGGUCAUGGAUAAUAUCGGUUAUAGCUUAUUAGUCCUUUUCUCUUGCUGUUUAUUAUUGCUAUAGUCAGAUCCUUUAGGUUAUGAUAAAUCUUUUAAUAUGCAAUUUAGAAGGAUUUAUUGGGAUUUUUAUAAAGUUUUGGCAUUUUUCUUUAGGGUUGUUGGAUGUUGGUAGUGGGGUGGAUAACAUUGUCUGUAACUUGUUGUUUCUUUUCUUCUGUUAUUUCUGGUGAUGUGAGAUAGAUUCGACAAUGUAUUUUCAACAUUUUUAUUUAUAAUUUGAUAUGUUUUGGUUUGAAUUUUCAUAAGAUUUUGCUGUUUUCCUUUAGACGCCUCCAAGGCAUCAUGGUUAAUAUGUUUUCGGCCGUUUUCGCUUUGUUCUUUCAAAAUUUUUUUAUCUUCAUUUCUUCCGUAGAUUCUUCAUUGAAAAAGGAACUUAAAAAGAUAACUUUCACUGUAAUAUAAGUGAUAUUUCAUCCAGUACACAUUCGAUAAUAGAAUCAUACCUAGUAUUCCAAAGAACUUUUAAUACCCAACGAAUUAAUCGCAUUUUAUACGAGAUAAUCGGUGUAAUAAACGUGCCAUUAAUACACUGGCGACUGCAUUUGACAUGUGCUAAUAAUAAUGCGGAUUAAUUAGGGUUUCGACGUUUAAAAUGGGCUUUUAAGGCUAAUAGGCUAGUGCAAUGUCUUGAAUAGAUUAAGAUUAUACCGGUAUAUUACUAAAAAAGUCAUGUUCUAUUGUUAUGUACGUGGUGUUCUUGAUGUUUAGAGGUAUUUUAACGAUCUCUGGUCAGUUUGUUUGACCAAUGAUGGGAGUGGCGAAUGUUAUAGUAGGUGGCGUAAGAUGAUCAAUGUCAAAUGCAUAUUUGAAGUUAGAUUAUGCAACAUAGGUCAAAAAGGAUGCUGAAACGCUUCUGAUUUUAAAUCUGAUAGUAAGAAUUUAAAAUUUUUUUGUUUGGCCCGAGUUAUGGCCGGUGUAAAGACACUAUUCCCUAAAUUUUUGCUGUAACUCAAUUUCAACCUAAAACUUUUAAGUUCAGUAUAAUAUAUAUGGUAUUUUAGGCUUAAUUUGAACGGAAAUGGCAUAGCUUUGCGGGUUAAUUGAUGUAACUUGAGCUGUUCUUGGGUUUGAUAUUGGUUGUCUGGCUUAAAAAGGACCAAGAGGUUGAGAACAGGGCUUAAAAGUGAGUUGUAGUAGAUGGGUCAAGGUAAUAUGGUGUUUUUUGCUAAUAUUUUGGUUUUUCUGUGAGGAAAUAAGCUAUGGAAAGCUAGAAUAAGAUUCAUUAUACUCUUUUUUUAGUGUUUAUAAUGUUUAAUUUUGUCAUUAUUUGACGUGUUUUGGCUCUUUUCGUAGCCUCGGUUUAUGAAAUCAAGUAUAAUAUCAUUUUUCGAUUUUUUCGAACUUAUUUGGAAUUCUUUUGUAAAAAUUUUGUUAAUAACAUGAAAGAGAUGUUCAUGACUAAUUUUGGUUUUUAGCUCAGCCUUACUGGCACAUUUGCCCUCACACUUUGAUCUCCCUGGACCGAGCACUUCAACCCAAGGAUUGCUGAACAGAAACGAUUCCCGAAGUCUCAACUUUAUCCACGAGCAUGUAUGUUGUUUAUUAGUGUUUUCAUGUUUAGGAUUUUGAAUUUGGAAGGAAUUGGAAUUGAAAAGCUAGAGUUAUAGGUAAAAAAUGAUGUUGUAGUAGACGUGGUUCUUUCGCUAAAAAUUGAAAUUUUUGACGUUUUUGGUUGAAAAUCUUUGGGAAGUUUUUUGGAAUAGUUGCGUAACGUUUUGAAGAAGUUUUUAAGGUUAAUAUGAGGAAAGUAGAAUAUGAUUUUAAGGUUGUAGUUUUGUUUUUGAUUGGAUUCAAGGUGUUAUAUUUUAUCAUCAAUAUUUUGUCAUUUUAGCGCAAUAACAUCGCGAAUAGAAGCUCAGAGCCGCUUUAUUCGGCCUCAUCAUCGGGCAUCGUAACAAUGUCGAGUGGCUCCAACUCCCAAGAUCUUGUGGAUGAUCAAGCACAGUCCAAUUCUCAGGAUUCUGUCAACGAACCAACUCCAGAAGAGUCUAACUCACGGAAUGCUCAUGAACCAACUCCUGGACUUACUUCUCCUCGGAAUGCUCAUGAACCAACCCCUGGACCUAAUUCUUCUGUGAAUGCUCGUGAAUCAACUCCAGGAUCUAACCGAUCUCAAGGUGAUGAAGAUGAACCGUCUUUUGAAUCAUCUAGUUCUCGUGCUCACGAACCAACUCCAGGACCGUCUGGCUCUAGGAACGUUCACGAACCAAUUCCAGGACCAUCCGGCUCUAGGAAUGUUCACGAACCGACUCCAGGACCUUCCACCUCUCGAGACGAAGAAGAUGAGCCUCUUCUAGAGCAUGUUGAAGCCAGAGUUGAGCAACGACCCUGUGCAGAAGAACGACCUGAAACACCAAGGGCUAAAGCUCAGACAGAGCUGAAGAAACGUGACCAUACGAGGCAAUCACUAAUAGAUGAGUUUAUGGAUCAAAAGAAACAAACGACAAGUAAAAUUCCGUCGUUUUACCACAAAGAUGAUAACUUGUUUGACUUUGAUUCGACUGGUAGGUUUUUGGGAAUUUGAUAUAUUGAUUUUAGACCUUUUUACUCAAUUUUUAAAACUUUUCAAUUGAUAUUUUUAAAAAUAAUGCCAUUCCUUUUACAGAAAAUGUGAACAUUGACAAGGAGUUUCUGGAAUGGUACGGCAAGUCCAUGACCAAUAAUGUGGUUGCAAUUCCAAUGCACAUUGUCCCGCCCGAUGUUGCCGAGGACUACAGAAGAAAGAAUUGUCGAGUUUUGGGAGGUUUUUCUGUUUUCAAUCCAAUCAGAAAGAUUGUGUCACAGAAACGACGUCGUUUCAUUCAGCAUGGCUUCAACAUGGAUCUGACUUGUGAGUUUAAUAAAAUGGAAAAAACUUUCUUUACAGGACUAGAAAUUGCAAGAACUUUCUUUUCAAAACAAAAAAUGGCAAGAACUUUCUUUACAAAGCUAAAAAUGGCAAGAACUUUCUUUCCAAAACAUAAAAUGGCAAGAACUUUCUUUACAAAACAAAAAAUGACAAAAACUUACUUUACAAAACUUAAAAUCUCAAAAACUUACCUUCCAUGAGAUUUAAAUUUAAAAUUUGUCAUUUUCAGACAUUACCGAUAGAAUCAUUGCCAUGGGAUACCCGGCCGACGCCUUUGAACUUGAAGGUUUAUAUCGGAACACUAUGAAGGAUACUCAACAGUUUUUGUGGAAGUUUCAUUCGGAUAAGUACUGGAUCUACAAUUUGUGAGCUUUUCAUUUUUUUCGUUUUUGAAAUUGAAAAAGUUGAAGUUUAGAGCGUUUUUUAAGUUUAAAAUUUGAAAAAAAUGUUUUUAACUUUAUUUCGGGCUCUGAAAUCAUAUAUUUCAAUUUCAGACGCGGCCGAUACAGCUACGACCCCAACAGCUUCAAGAAUCGAGUAACAUCCUUCGACAUGGAGGACCAUCACCCACCUCGUCUCGAGUUCAUGGCCCCAUUCUGUCGCCAAACCGAGAUCUGGCUAGAACAAGAUCCUCGCAAUGUGAUCGCUGUCCAUUGCAAAGCUGGCAAAGGCCGAACCGGAGUAAUGAUCUGUGCCUUUCUCGUCCACAUUAACCUUCUACCUAACCCACGCCAAGUCCUAGAUUACUACUCGAUCAUUAGAACCAUGAACAAUCAAGGUGUAACAAUCCCAUCUCAAAGACGCUACAUCUACUACUACGAUCAUCUGAGAAGGAAGAAGCUCAACUAUCUGCCAUUAAGAUCCGAACUGGUCGGUAUUUACUUGGAAGGGCUACCGGAGAAGAAUGAAGACUACUACAUCAGGGCUCGAGCCAUAAACGGUGAUGUCUUGGUUUACGAAAGCGCUGUCAUGAAGAUCACAAAAGAGUAUGUGGAGAAGCAGAAGACCUACACGAGUUUGGAGUUUAAGCAUCCACAUCAUCCUAUUCAUAACCCUGGAGGGGUCGCGAGUUGGUAAGUGGGAAAAUUUUGAAAAAUUUUGAAAUUUCGAAAAAAUUAAAUUUUGAAAUUUUUUCAAAAUUUGAAAUUUGAAAAAUUGUUGGUUUUUGAAAUUUUUUAACGAUUUUAAACUGAUAAAAUGAUUUUUUUUUAAAUUGAAAAAUAUUUUUAAAAAUUUUUAAAUUGAAACUUUUGAAAUUUCAGUUUGUGCUUUGGCUGGACCUGUCCAUCCAAAGUCUUCCUUGAAGGCGACAUACGAAUCGACAUUUUGUGGGCAGAUGAGAAGGAGUACAUCAAGCAGGAACAAGCAAACGAACAAGGAACCAACAAUCUGCUCGCUGGAACAACAAACCUAGUCAAAAAAUACAAAAAAGGACUGAAAAAGGGCAAGACGAUUGGUCAUGUCUGGUUUAACACCAUGUUUUCAUGUCCUGGCUUCUGUAAAGGGCAUUUUGAGCAGUCCGACGAGAGCAGGAUACCUUUGAGGUCGACUGGUGAGGUUUUGAAAAUUUUGUGAAUUUUUUAACUUUUUGGAAUUUUUUUAAAAAGUUUUUGUUCAUUUUGAACUUCAAACUAUGAUUUUAAAAUUUGAUUUUUUUUUGGCAAUUUUGGCUUUAAUUUUGAUUAUUUUAAUUUUAAAAAAUUUUUAAAAUUUAAAAAAUUUGAAUUUUUCCAAAAUCAUGAUUUCAAACUCAACCUUUAUCACUUCCAGCCUUUCAAAAGACGAACUACGUUCGCAGAGCCAACAAAGAAGACCCGGAAUGUAUGUUGCUGGAGAAAACAGUAUCAUGUACAUACCGUAUUCAACGCGGCACGUUGAACAACUCCGUCUUCAAACCUCCGCCCACCGUCCGAGACAAGAAACACUUGUUUAGCAUAAAAGACAUGGACGCUUUGAACUACACAUUUGACAAGGAGCUCAGCGAUAUUCGAUUGACCCCUGCAGCGGCCCAAGCUUUGAGGGUUGGUUUUUCUUUUGUUAGGGUGGAUAAAAUGGGUUUUUGUUAUGGGAGGGUGGAUAAAUGAAGAUUUUAGUAAGCUUAGGGUGGGUGAAUGAGUUUUUUAUGCUAGGGUGAUUAUGAAAAGUUCUGUUAGGGUAGGGUGGAUAAAUCAAAUUUUUUGAAAACUGUUAAAGCAGGGGGCCUUUGAGGCCGUUUUGAUUUUUUUGGGUUUAUCUUAUUAAGCUUGUAAUAAUAGGGCUUCUGACAAGUUAAAAAGCAUUAUUUUACAGUUUUUACUACAAUUUCACACAUUUUUUUACCUAGUACAAUAUGAAAACUUAAAAUACCUUAAUAACAUAACAUGGGCCAAAAAGUUGCUGAAUAACUUGAAUUCUUCUUGAUUACUUACUGCGAUUUCAAGUUUCAUGAGACGUUACCUACAGAAACAUAAAAGCUAAAUAUACCUGCAUUAAGUACUAUAACAUUACAGACUACCGCAACAAAAGUCUCCAAAUUGCAAAGGAAAAAGCUGGGAAAGAAAGUGAAUGGGCUGUGGAACUCCAAUGCACAGCAAGGACGCUUCAAAAAGGUGAUUCAUCCAGCGUACAAGAAGCUCAUCUACCACCAUGGUAAAUACUUCCUGAUGAAAAAGUUGUCAUCCAAAGUCAUCGGUCUUCAAGACUAUUUCCCGAAGGAUAUGAAUGUUCAGGUAUGAAUUUUUGUCUGUUUUAAUUUAUUUUAAUUUGACUCAUUUUUAAAAUUAAAUUAAAUUUGAAUUUUUAAAUUUAAUUUUAAGAUUUUAGGUACGCAAUUCUUUGGGACUUCUUGGCAACGAUGAAUUCAACUUUGUCGAAGGCUACCUAGAUAUUCCCAAAACUCGCGUAACCAUCAGUGAACCCCCCAAACUAGAAGAACACUGCCCUCGCGUCACCCUCCCCCCUAAUCUACAAUCGCCGAAUACCACCCCGCGAAGAUAUCGACAAAAUUCUGCGUGUGGCCAAACACAACAAAAUGGUGGAGAAGUUCUAUCAGAAACGAAGGCUUCAAACUCAGUUCAAUCCAAACCGCCAGGUCCCCAGAUAUCAGAACAAUGGCCGACCAGAGGGCGACCCCUUCAACCUCUACGUCUUGGAAGGUGAACAUGUACAGUCAUUCAACCGUUACGACAUUGAUGUAGCCCACAAGUCAAAAGACCCAUCUAUCACCGACAAGUUGAAGCUGUUUGUGGUCACCAAGUGCAUAACUCAAGGUGUAGUCUUUCCCGAAGCUCAGAAGUUCAUCAAAAUGACCAGGAAACGGCAACAACGAAUCGACGAAAACGCGAAUUACAAACGAAAACUGGCACAGUGCAAACAGAAGAUCAAACAAUGUCAGAUCCUAACCGAAAUGACCCUGAGUGAGACCAAAAGCUCGCGAGGAGAACCCCACCUUCUGGCCAGCAUUGCUGAACACAUUAACCGGAUGCAGCUUUUCGACGACCUCACCGAGGACGACGUCGGUCUCUACAGUAAGCAUGAGAAGUGUGUCUUCCAGAAUUGCUUCGUCAAGGACAUGAACAGGCAGCUGAAGCAGGUCAAGAAGGAACGAAAUCAAUAUUUGGCUGCGGAGAAGAGGGCCAAACUCAACAUUUGGCUUCAUCCAACUCUCAAUGCCAAUAUUGACCUCGAUGAUCGAUGGGAUCCGCCUGCCGACGUUCGUGCCACUACUAAAGUCUAUUCAGCUUCACAAAUGAAGACUGAGGAGAAGAAGAUGGUCACCAAGUACAACUCGAAUCCUAAAAUGGACCCACGGUUUGAAAGUGGAUAUUACUCAAAGUUCUUCUAUCGACAGAGGGCGGGUUCACCGACAAAGUAUCCCAAUAUCCAUCAUCAGUAAGUUUGGUUUUUAAAAAUUGCUUUUUUUAUUUUAAAUUUUGGAUUUUAAAAUUAAAAAAAAUUUUAAUUUGUAAAAUUUUUCAAAAUUACCGAUGAUUCUUCUUUCAGUUGUCCUUUAAUGACAAACGACGUUCAAAUCUGUCGUUACUACGAUUGUGCAUACGCUGAUACUGAAUUCGCGAUCAAAAGAGAUGGAACCUUCGUGGAAGUGGAAGCCGAAUGCACAACUGAAGACCCAAAAAAUCCGACUGCAGAGACGGAAUUGAAGUUUACACCUUUCGUGUUUGAUCAUACCAAGACUUCACAGACUCCGAAAGCUGAUCUGAGUAAACUGAAUCCGGAUGUCAUGGAGAAUUACUUCCCUGACAAUCGGAAUCCGGCCAUGUUGGAGGGAGAGCCAGAGCCGAUUUUGGAUGAUUCAGGACAGGCCCAAGGAGGGAAAGGAAAAACUGAAGGAGCAUCAGGAACGUCUAAAGAAACAACAGUACGAGUUGAAGAAGCACCAGGAACGUCUAAGGCGACAGCAGGACAAGCUGAAGUGGGACAAGGAACAAAAUCACUAGAACAAGCUGACCAACCUUGCUCUUCAGCACAAUGUGUUCGCUAUGACGCGGCGGCUGAAAGUGUAGAGCUUCCGGCAGUGGCUGAAAGAGCACAAUCUCGAGCUCAGGCCCAAAAUGCAUCAUCAGACGAGGAUCAACCAGCUUCAGGUUCGUCCGGAAGUCAUAAAUCUCCAAGGCCGUGUUUCCGUGUCACUCCAUGCACCUACGAACCAGCAUUGUCUAUCCAGGAAAAGGAGACUAUGCAGCCGAUUGUGGAUCUAAUGAAGCUGGACCGAAGUCAAGUGGAAAAGGAGACUUUUGUGAGGAAUGCUAAUGCCCACUUGGUAGGUUUUUCAAGUUUUACUUGCUUUCUAUUGAUUUUGUUGCUUUGUUUGGCUUUUUUAUGUUGUUUUUGGUUUUGUGGCUAGUUUUUGAAACUUUAACAGAAAUAGUGCUUCUGGUGGUUAUUUUUUAUCAAUUGAAGUGUUUUUUUCAACUUAUAUUGCUUUUUUUUAUGUUUUUAAAAUUUUUUAAAAAUUUUUAUGGUACUUUUCUUUGUUUUCUAUGUGUUUUUUAAAUAUAUUUUGUUAUUUUUAGUUUAUUAUAACACUUUUUUGAAUUUAUGCAUAGAUCUGGCCUUCAAGCUGGCUAAUUUUCAAUGGUUUUUUGCCUUCUUUAGCCUCUGAUCUGCUUUAAAUGAACAGAUUAGAUUGUUCAAAGCAUUCUAUUCUUCCUUUCAAAACAAAUUGUUUGGGAUUAGAAGGCACAUAAUUAUUUGAACAAUCUAAUAAAUCGUUUGCUCAAGAACCAAGUUUAACAUGAACUUAUGAAAUUAAUCAAAACGAAAAAAAAUAUUAGUUUGUGUAUCAUUUUGUGUUUGUAUUUAUAUAUUUGUUAACUGUGUUUAGAGUUUAAUGGCUUUGCUGUGUUUGUUUUUGGUUUGUGCUUUGUUUUUGUGGUUUUUGGGUGUUGUUAAUGGUGUUUGAAGCUUAAUUUUGAUAACUUUUUGCUUGAUUUUUUAAUUAAAAAGCUUUGUUUUUGUUUAAAAUUUGAUAAAAAAAUUUUCUAUAAAAUUUUAAAUUUUUUAAAGAAAUUUUUUGUUUUCAUUUCAAAAACUUCUUCUUUUGAUUGCUUUUAACUUUUUUUGUGCUGUCAAUCUUAUGAUCUUCCGUUUUCCUAAAAAAAAUCCAAAUUCAAACCCACAAACUAUUCGAAUACAGAACCCAACAUGGCCAUUAAUCUCUGCCAAACACAAGAAUAACAAGCAUCUAACCUUAUGGCAUCUUCAGACACCUAAGAAUGCCUGUUUGCGGAUGUGUUCGGCACGGAACGACACGGUGGAGAAGACGGAACGAGCUAACGAAGAGUUGUUCCGAAGUCGGAUGGGUCAUACACCUCAAGAGCCUUGCAAUCGCCUCUGCCAAUGUUUAUGUUCGAAGCCACAAUGCAGCAUGAAGUGUAAAUGCCAUCUGUUGUAUCAAGUUCAUGCUGCGAAGUGGGAUGACGUAUCAGAUGAUGUCUGUCCAUACCCAGCCGAGGUUGCCAGCCUUGUGAAGAAGUAUGCACAGUGUUGA